Messenger RNA from Linum trigynum, 1338 nucleotides. Lineage: Eukaryota; Viridiplantae; Streptophyta; Magnoliopsida; Malpighiales; Linaceae. The record is from the annotation of a GenBank genome assembly.
AACAAGAAGAGGAAAACAAUACAUAAUUUUUCUUUACUCAUCAAUUCGAUAACUUACUCUCAUUUUCCCAACAUGAACAACUCUGAGAACGCUAGUUACCAAGCAGGACAGGCUAAGGGCCAAGUUCAGGAGAAAGCUAGCGGGAUGAUGGAGAAGGCCAGCAAUGCUGCUCAAUCUGCUAAGGAAUCCAUCCAAGAGACUGGUGGUCAGAUGCAGGCUAAAGCACAAGGAGCAGCUGAGGCCACCAAGGAUGCCCUUGGGAUGAAGAAAUGAAGAUAGGCAUGCAUUUCAAGACAAUAAUAAAAAUUAAUAUUAGCAAUGGAAUAUAAUUGAUAGCCAAAGAGAAGACAUAAAAUGUAUUCGAAUUAUAUGAAGAGUUUUCAUGUGGUUUGAGCGACCGAUCUAUCAAUAAAUUUUUAAAUUUUACUUUCAAAGUAUAUAUAUUUCUUUUUCAUGAUUUAUAUAUGAAAUGUUAUAAUUCCAUGGAAUUCCCAACCAUAUGAUUUUUUUUGUUUCCUAUUACGAUGGAACUCGGUUAAAAGAAUACCAACAUUUCAUUUUCCCUUUAUCUUCCAAAGAAACCUAUAACCCGCCAAGAGGGUAAUUAACUCGUCAUGGAAAUACCAUCUUAAUUCGCAUUUCUAUAUAAUGAGACUCCAUGAAGAAAUAUCAAAACAAAAUUUGUUAAUCAGAGCAUUAACUUUUUUUACGGAUAUCUCCAUAAGUCCUGCCAUUAUUACGUUCGAUCCAGAUUUCCGACUGAAUCAUUUUAAGGAUGGAGCUCAUAAAACUUGGAGUAUGUAGUACCUCUAGUCUCUCGAUCGAUCAUAUCAUCAGUUGAGAGGGUAGAAUUGUUGCACCUACGUAAAACAUGAGUGGUUAACUCACUGCAAUGAGCAUCUAUAUGGUAAAGGAAACCCUAGGUUGUCGAUAUAUAGUUGCAAACUUGCAAUGUUGUCAUAGAAAGCUUGUCAUUCAAAAUUCUGGUGUUAUUUGAAUUGCAAAGUAGUAUUUAAUAGCACUAAAAUACCUUAAAUUUUAGUCACCUAUGAGAGAAGAAAUUAUCUUGCAAAUUCAACAUUUCAUGUGGCUCGUACAUGUCAUUUUGAUUUUGUAAUCUCCCUUACUAUAUAGCUUGCUAGUUGAAGCAAAUAAUUAUCCUUUUGAACCAUUAGUCUCAUGGAUUUUGAUAACUAGCUGUUAAUUGUACAAUUUCACGCAGAUUUAACUUGGUUUCAGAAAUAAUAACUAAUGAUUGAGAAGUAAAACAAAUAUUUUUGACAUACCUCUAAUCCAUAUGUCACGAUCGGAUUCAAUCGAUAAAAUUUUCUAAUUUAG